AUGUUCCACACCUUUGAAGGGUUUGAGAAUUCAGGGCCAGCAACGCCUGCCCGAAGACCGAGCAGUGAGAGGCGCGAGUCAGUGAGCCGCAGAGUCACUACUCUACGUGCGUGUACAUCUUGUCGUCAUCGCAAGAUCAAAUGUGAUGGUGAGAAACCAUGUGAGGCUUGCCGGUGGUACAAGAAAGCAGACCAAUGUCAUUAUUCUGAUCCACGCCCUUCAAGAAGACAUGUCGAGAAAUUGUCCACAACCUUGGAUGAAUAUCGUAGUGUGCUGGAGAAGCUGUUCCCAGACGUGGCCCCUGAGUCUCUCGUCAAUCUCAGCAGAGAGAAAUUGCUCGAGCUGACGACCGGCUCAGUAUCAUACUCACUGGCAAAUGCGCAUCCUGCAUCGCCUGCGACUUCGGGCUCAGUGGAGGCUCAUGUGUCUCCACAAUCCAACGAGGAUGAUAACCUCGAAUCUUUGCAAAGUAUGCCCGAGGACUUGGAUAACAUUCGACAGCCCAGCGCCACCGAUCUUAUCGUGGGUGUCUCCGACGAUGUGAACGCCCUGUCCCUCUCUGCUCGACCUUCUUCGUCUUAUCUGGGUGUAUCGUCCAUUCAGGCCGUUCUCAAAGUCAUUGUCUGGCUUGAUCCGGGGGCUGCGGCCUACUUCGCUCGGACACCCACAAGUCAACCGGCUGACAGUGGUGUUGACUACAAUACGCAGAAUGCAUGGAAUCAACCGCCAGUAACACCGCCGCACCCUUCCAUCCCUUCGACAGAGAUGCAAAUGCUUGAUGCCUAUUUCCUGUAUUUCCAAGCUUUUGCCCCGAUGAUCGAUGAAAAAUUGUUCCGUGACACAUACAUCUCCGGCCGACGCAGAGAUGACCACUGGCUUGCCCUCUUGAAUAUUGUUCUUGCUUUGGGAAGCAUUGCCGCCUCGGGACCGGAUGAUACGACUCAUCAAACAUACUUCAUACGGUGCAAGAGCCACUUGAGCAUCAGUUCCCUUGGUAGCUCAAAUCUAGAGACCGUCCAAGCACUGGGACUGAUUGGGGGUUGGUAUUGCCACUACAUCAGCCAACCGAACCUGGCAUACUCGCUCAUGGGCGCUGCGCUCCGAAUGGCAGUUGGACUGGGUCUGCACAAGGAGUUCGCAGAAGCACGACAAUCGCCAAAUUCCGCAAGACUGGCCUCAAUAGACCUGAAGCGUCGGGUGUGGUGGUCUCUUUUCUGCAUGGAUACCUGGGGAGGCAUGACACUCGGUCGCCCUAGUAUGGGCCGCUUUGGUCCAAACAUUACUGUGAAAUCACCCAAUUGCCGAGACAAGGAUAACGUUCUAGAGAUUCUCCCAUUGGUGGAAAACAUUCGCUUUGCCAAAAUCGUGACCCAGGUUCAAGAAUUGUUAGCAGCAGCGCCUCUAGUGAAACAUCAGGAGAUGUCUCAUGCAGAUACACAACUUCUCGAUUGGUGGGAAAAUCUCCCACCGGUUCUUAAAGAUCACGAGCCUUGCUCGGAGUCCGUCAGUACCGUCCGAACAGUCAUGCGAUGGCGAUAUUUCAAUCAGCGCAUGCUUCUUUAUCGCCCUACCCUUCUGAGCUACGCAAUGCGACGCGUCCCGUAUAUUGCGUUGCGAUCAGAAGAGCGCACGGCAAUCGAAAAGUGUCGCGAGGUUGCCGAGCUGUCUAUCCAAAACAUUGCUUGUACUGCGCAACUCAACCAGCUUUGUGGCUGGAACGCUGUCUGGUGGACUUUUCAAGCAUCUUUGGUGCCGCUGGUUGGCCUUUUUCUCAAUGACCCCACGGCCGAUGAUCCCCGUGCUUCAAUCGAGUCCUGCCAAGCACAAGUGGAGACUGCCAUGACGAUUCUCGCUCGCAUGCAAUCAUAUGGACAUACUGCGAAGCGUUCUCUUGAUGCUAUUUCAUGCAUAUACGAAGCCAGUAAACGAGGUCAAGAUCUCACUACUUUUACCUCUACAUCUGGCCUUUCUGCAAGCCUAUAUUCCGCUAGCCGGGAUAUGACCUUGUUCUCGCCUCCUGAGCCGGCCUGCAUGGGGAUGCAUCCAGGAGAUAAUGGUAUUGCAGAUCCCUUAUCAGCACAGCCAGUCGAUGACUCCGGUCAUUACUUAUGGGAAUAUCUCAGCUGGAGCGACAAUAAUAUGUGGCCGGGACUGACAGACCUUGAGAGCCGCGGCGAGGCCAUGCCGCUGUUUACGCCCGAUCAUCAAAAGGGUCCCAAGUUUGGAAACCAACCAUGUUUUGAGCCAAUGCCGGAUUCUUACUUUAUCAAUCCUCCCCUUUACUAUUAA
This is a messenger RNA of Penicillium maclennaniae, 2289 nucleotides long. RefSeq lists its product as uncharacterized. Gene Ontology annotation, biological process: DNA-templated transcription; positive regulation of transcription from RNA polymerase II promoter by galactose. The record is from RefSeq and is a predicted model, not a curated record. The transcript is spliced from 3 exons. Bases 1 to 2289 code for a protein of 762 amino acids. NCBI's taxonomy places the organism in Eukaryota, Fungi, Ascomycota, Eurotiomycetes, Eurotiales, Aspergillaceae. Gene Ontology annotation, molecular function: RNA polymerase II cis-regulatory region sequence-specific DNA binding; zinc ion binding; DNA-binding transcription factor activity, RNA polymerase II-specific. Gene Ontology annotation, cellular component: nucleus.